UACAAAUGUCCGGAUUUUGGGGGUUGUCUGGGAAGGGAAGCGGUUUCCAUGGUGAUGGCGGCCUAGCUGCCUGACAGCUCUGGUGAGAGACCCGCGGUGCUGUAGAGGGGGAGCUGGAAGGUCGUGUUUUAUUACUAUGGAAAUUCUAGGAGUUUUAGAAGCAGAAGAUGUGCCGAAAGAAUCUAUGUGGUAUGCUUUAGCUCCCAGCGGAGAAGCCCCGAGCCCUCGUGUCGGUCAUACAUGUCUGUAUGUACCUGCCUCUGAUGCCCAAGGAAAGGGAAAAGUGGUCAUCGUUGGAGGGGCAGAUCCUGGCUGCUGCUACUCUGAUGCGCACAUCAUAAAUUUAGAUACCUAUGAAUGGGAUAACCCUGGCUGGAAGGAUCUGCUACCACGCUACGAACAUGCCUGCUUUACUUCUGCCAGUGAUCCUACUACAAUAUGGGUGUUUGGUGGAGCCGAACAGGCAGAGAACAGAAACAGCAUUCAGGUAAUUAGACCAGAAAGCUGUUCUUGGAAAAAUCCAAAUGUAGAAGGACCAUGUCCAUCCCCGAGGACGUUUCAUACAUCCUGUUCUGCCAUUGGGGAUAAGUUCUAUGUUUUUGGAGGAGGAGAGAAAGGCGCCGAACCCGCUGCAGACAACAAACUCCAUGUGUUUGAUACAAGCAGCCUGACAUGGACGCAGCCUGUGAUAUCUGGUAAUCCGCCUAAGCCACGUCAUGGACAUAUUAUUACAGCUGUAGGAACCAAGCUAUUCAUUCAUGGUGGGAUGGCAGGCAGCUCUUUUUUUAGUGACAUGUUCUGCAUUGACACAGAUACUAUGAAGUGGAAGCGGCUAAAAAUGAAGGGGGAUCUGCCUCCUGCUUGUGCUGCUCAUUCUUCAAUUUCCUGGAAAAAAUUCAUUUAUAUCUUCGGUGGGAUGACCGAAACUGGGCCCAUAAGCACAAUGUACAGGUUUGAUACAGAGGAACAUUUAUGGGCACAGAUGAAGUUUGACUCCCCAAGUCCCCCAGCAAGGCUAGAUCAUUCCAUGUGUAUGGUUCCUUGGAAAACAAGGAAAGACACUUCUGCUGAGGACCAUGAGUCGCAGACGUCUGUGCCAAUCUGCCUCAUCUUUGGUGGCAUGGACACUGCUGGGGAGCUGUUCAAUGACUGCUAUGUCACUGCACUACAAGAGUAGAAUAGCAGCGGUGGAUUCUAAAGUUUUCCAGACCUCAGGUCAUUUCAUUUCCAACUUUCACCAGAAUUGCAGACGAUACCAUGAGGAUUGGCAGCUUAUGUAUAAAAUGUAAUACGUGUACCUCUGCAACCAUUUUUUUUAUAUUUUGUUAUAUUGAGUUUAAGCAAAUAGUCUUAGAAAACAAUCUACUGUAAGGUUUGAAGUCACAUUCACAGCAAGUGACGUGAUGCUCCACUUUGAAAGGGCCUGGCAGUGCAAACGUUCCUAAAGUCAAAGUGCGGCAGUUGCAGAGAGAGCAGAGCAGAGCCUGUAGGAGUAAAGGUCCAUUCACACGUUCGUAAUGCUUUGCGGAUACACAAUACACCCAGCUCGCACCCCCCAUAGAACUGCCUAAUCUUGUCUGCAAUAUGUUCUAUUUUUUUUUCCCGGAGCCGCGGACCGGAAGUUCGGGGGUGCGCUCCGGAAAUGCGGAUGCGGCAAGCACAUAGUGUGCUCUCCGCAUCCAUUCUGUCCACAUGGAAUAAAUAGGUUCUACAGCCGUUCCAGAUAUUGCGGAACGGAUGCGGACCCAUUCUACGGACGUGUGAAUGGACCCCAACAGCAACACCCCCAUUGCUCUUAAAGACUCAUUUGCACAUGUUAAAACUUCCUUUGUCUUAGGCUUGUUUCACACUUGAUUUGUUAAUUCCGGUUUUUAGAUCUGGCAGAGGAUCUGUUUUUUUUAGUUAACAAAAAAAAAAAAAAAAAAAAGAAGAUCUGGCACCAUUGACUUAUUAUGAUUACUAAUUUUCACGCCGGAUCCAGUUUGUUCUGUUUGUAGCAAUUUUGUGUCUGGUCAAAAACGCAAUGGAAUGUAUCCUCAUCAAUUUUGUCACCAUUGACAAUGAAUGGGGGAUAAAACUGAUCCGUUUUGGCCCGGUUUUAAGACCCUUUGCCACAACGCAAGUGUGAAACAAGUCUCAGAAAUGCGGACACAUAUGAACACGGGACCAACACAGAUGUCUUCAGCCGCCAAGUGCACAUGCAGCAGGUAAACCAGUUUCAUAGGUACAAAACUGCUGACAGAUGCCCUUUAAGGAACUACAUUUGCGCAAAGAAAAGAGGCAGAAAUAUGGAUCCCAUAUUUUAGCAUCUCUGGAACAGAAUGUUUGCUUGUUGGCAUUUCUAACUAUUACUGCACGUCAGGACCAGGGGGAGUACUUUGAAUUGAUUGGGCAGCUGCCCAAAAAAUUUAAAAAUUAAAUAUGGAGGGGGGGGGGGGGACCACAAAUAUACCCCUGUCCAUUAUACAUACUUUAUCAAAUCUCUGCAUCCUUACCUGUAUGGUUGUGCAUCUGCUUCUCUCAGGUUGUGUGAAGACAUCCUCAAACUUUGGACCCUGUAUUCCAGUGAUCUCCAACCUGUGACAUUGCAGCUGGUGUAAAACUACAACAUGAGAGCAUGUUGAAGUUUAUAGCAGCUGGAAGGCCACAGCUCUAAUGUAUAACCUAUUAAAAUGUUGCUGCUACACUACAAAGCAUAGACUACAGUUACAUCUUUGCUAGCGGAUGCACAAGUGAACCUAGUAAUCAAUAACCAGGUUUGUACAAGGCUAAACUUCACCUUGUUUAUUAAGCAACCUCUGCCUGUAUGCCUUAUACACUACUCACAAGAAGUUAAGGAUAUUUGGCUUGUGGGUGAAAUUUCAGGAGGAACCUAAAAUGUACUCUAAACUUUUACAGGUGAACAUAAUGUGACCUUCUCAACUUUUGAAUUCACAUGUCCAACUAUUCAGUGUUUCAGUACUUGCCGUUCUCUAACAAGGAGCUUAACGCCAAAAUUCACAACAGAUCCAUGAAUCGCCCAAUAAAUUUCCUGGUUCAAUAAGAAUUGGUAUUUAAACAGUCCUCCUCAUCAUGCUGUUCACAUUUUGACAUCAUGAGACCAAGAUGUCACAACAAUUGAUUAACUGUACCUCGCCAUUGCAAGGCUUCAAGCAGGAGG
This is a messenger RNA of Bufo gargarizans (Asiatic toad), 3160 nucleotides long. It is a transcript of the gene RABEPK, whose product is annotated as Rab9 effector protein with kelch motifs. NCBI's taxonomy places the organism in Eukaryota, Metazoa, Chordata, Amphibia, Anura, Bufonidae. Bases 137 to 1177 code for a protein of 346 amino acids. The transcript has 8 exons. Gene Ontology annotation, molecular function: protein binding. The record is from RefSeq and is a predicted model, not a curated record.